This is a messenger RNA of Achroia grisella, 2007 nucleotides long. RefSeq names its product ATP-binding cassette sub-family G member 1-like. The transcript has 11 exons. Lineage: Eukaryota; Metazoa; Arthropoda; Insecta; Lepidoptera; Pyralidae. Gene Ontology annotation, cellular component: plasma membrane. Gene Ontology annotation, molecular function: ATP binding; ATP hydrolysis activity; ABC-type transporter activity. The record is from RefSeq and is a predicted model, not a curated record. Bases 128 to 1945 code for a protein of 605 amino acids.
CGUCAAGACGGUGCACGCGGCGCCACGGCAAGCAAUUUUUCAAUUCCGCGGUCUUAAUAAAUACCAUCCGGUCUUAUUCUUGAAAUAACAAAACGUAAUAUCUAAGUACCUACUUAUUCCAGACAAAAUGGACGUUGAAUCAGGAAAGGAUGAUUUAAGUGUUGAAGAUGGGAAAUUGGUUGUUUUCGUCGAUAUUGCGUACAAGCUCGAACAGGCUGCAAAAAGAGGUGGAUGGAUUAAAAAGAAAACCGCUGAAAAUUAUUCCAGUAUCUUGAAUGAAGCAUGUGGCGCCAUACGACCUGGCCGCCUUACCUUCAUCCUAGGCCCAUCUGGCGCCGGGAAAACUACUCUUCUGAAAAUAUUAGCUGGGAGAAAAAAGACAGGCGUAACAGGUUAUUUACACGGUGCAGGUCGUAACUCGGUGCUUGUGAGUCAGAAUGCUACGCUUUUGGAUACGCUGACAGCAGGGGAGACGCUAUUGUUUGCAUCCAGACUCAAACUGCCCAACGUCAACAACCGCGAGCGGUCACAUGCGAUAUCAACAAUAUCAUUACAGUUGGGUAUACACGAGACACUGAAUACUAGAGCAGGACAUCUGUCUGGUGGUGAGAGAAAGAGACUUACCAUUGCUUGUGAACUGUUAGCUGAUCCUACCAUACUAUUAUUAGAUGAACCGACCAGUGGCUUGGACUCAGUAUCAUCCAUGUCAGUGGCCCGAGCUCUACAAGCCAUAGCUCGUAGUGGCCGAACUGUAGCCUGCGUCAUCCAUCAACCCUCUUCUCAACUGUUUACGUCAGCAGAUGACGUGAUACUGCUGGCGAACGGCCGCACUCUAUACGCUGGAUCUGUAGCUGACUUACCUGACACACUAGCCAAAGCUAACUUCGUAUGCCCACAAUACUAUAAUAUGGCUGAUUACUUACUAGAAAUAGCGAGCGGUGAAAGCUCUGGCAACCUAACACUCCUGGAAACUGAAGCUAAAAGUUUUACAUAUGAAAUGAAAAGAAUUGCGAAAAAUGACAUCGAAGAGAAAAGUGGAAAAGUGAUAAAUACGGAAGCGGAAGCUCUUCUAAAUACACAAAGCACACAAUCACAUGGGUAUGCGGCGAGUUCAUCUCAACAACUAAGAGCUCUUCUUUGGCGUUGCUACAUUGGGGCAUUGAGAGAUGUACACUUAACUCAAAUCCGGCUAGUCUGCCACUUGAUAGUGGCGCUGCUGCUGGGGGCAUUAUACAACGGCGCAGGCGCCGAUGCCGCCCGUGUUAUGUCAAACACCGGUUGCUUGUUCUUCUUCUUACUCUUUUUGUUCUUCUCUAAUGCCAUGCCACCGAUACACACAUUUCCUGUUGAAGCAUCAGUUGUUCUACAAGAGCAUUUGAAUAAAUGGUAUUCUCUGACAACAUACUGCGUUUCCAAAGUCUUAGUAGAUUUGCCCGUACAGCUACUAUGUGCAACCCUGUUCGUGUUCCCAGCGUGGUACCUCACAUCACAGCCGUUAGAUUUAAACAGAAUGGGACUGGCGUGGUUCAUAUGCGUCCUACUCACCAUACUAGCUCAAACAUUUGGACUUGCUGUAGGAGCCGCGUGUGGCGUUAAGCUCGGACUAUUCGUUAUCCCGGCAGCAAACAUACCAAUGCUCAUGUUCUCCGAAUUCUUCAUUCCUUACCGUGAGAUACCGGUCUACCUCCGUCCUUUUGCCGCCAUAUCAUAUUUUCGUUACUCCUUCGAUGCAUUUCUGGAGACGGUAUACGGACUAGAACGGCCAAAGCUUCCGUGUUUAACAGAAAUAUUCUGUAUGUUUAGAAAACCAGAAGAUUACCUAGAAUAUCUCGGUAUUUCCAGGGAUAUUAAUAGAGAUAUAAUAGCUUUAAUAGUGUGGAUAAUUUUUGUACAAAUACUACUAAUCUCAGUUUUACUGUUCAGAGUUUACAGAGCCUGUAGAUAGUGAUCGAAUAAGGUGCCUAACCUUAUUUACGAGUUUAACAAGAAUGAAAGCCCUAUAUAUGA